AUGGCGAAUCCGAGAGAUGAUAACUUACAGGCGCUGCUAGCGAGUCGGCAGAUGUUGCUGCGUAGGUACUGGGAUGGCCAAAGGAGCUUCCUGGAAUCGAGUACGGGGCUCAAGGUGCAACUAUGUGGGGAGGCACCGACAGGCUUCCUGUCAGCUCUCGUCAAGAGUAGGAAGGCCAAAGUGGGGAUUAAAGUGUUGGUGCAGGAUGGUGUCAGCUAUACGGACGCAAGGUGUAUCCUGGAAACGGCAACACUGCACUUCAGGGAGGCCUUUGAUAAGACUCCUGGGUUGGCGGAUGCAGAGGCUGAGCUGCAGUGGGCGCCCAGGGCGAUUCUGGAAGAGGCAUCUGCAGAGGCGUUAGCAAAAGACUGGACGGAGGAAGAGGUUAAAAAGGCGAUCAGAGAGUUGGCGAACGACAAAUCUCUGGGGAGGGACGGUCUACCGAAGCAGUUGUUUCAUAGCCAUUGGGAGGUGUUGAAGGGGCCACUGAUGAAGAUGGUGAGGGAGUUCGUGGCUACUGGAAAGAUGCCGGAUGUGGUGAACGAGGCAGUCACCAUGCUGCUGUACAAGAAGGGAGCGGAGACUGCCGUCAAGAACUACAGGCCUAUCACGUUGCUGACAAGCAUGUACAAAAUACUAGCGAAAGUGGUGGCGACAAGAAUAAAAGCGGUUCUGUACCAGGUCAUCUCAAGAGAGCAGUACGGAUUCUUACCCGAGAGGCGACUCACGAAUGCAGUGCCAAUGGUGGCAGACUUGAUCGAUGCGGCAAAAAAUAAGAACAAGGACUGGUGUAUUAUGAUGGUCGACUUCGAGAAGGCGUACGACUCCGUGCGCAAGGGGUACAUGAUGAAGACGAUAUCAUGCAUGGGCUUUCCACCGUGUUUCGUGAACUGGAUUGAGGCCCUGCACAGUGAUGUCCACACACGGCUAUGCAUUAACGGGUGGACGGGGGAGCAGAUCCAAAUGCGGAAAGGGGUGAGGCAGGGACGUCCUCUAGCGCCUUACCUUUUCUUGUGUGCGGUGGAGCCACUGAGUAGGAUGGCGGGAGAAAGGAAGCUGGGCAUCGGGGAAAAAGGAUGCGAGAGGCUGUCUUAUGUGGGGUACGCGGAUAAUACCACCUUGUUGCUUAACGGGGAGCAACAGCUAAAGGAGGCAGACAAAAUGUUGCGGGAGUUUGCAGUGAUGUCGGGGCUGAAAGCCAACAUCGGGAAGUCCGCGAUCCUACCAUUGGGGAAGAACAUCGACAAGCCGUCAUUGGAGCGGUUAGUGUAUAAGUGGGUCGGCAAAGACGAAGCAGAAAGGUUGCUUGGCGUGUGGGUGACCCUAGGUGGGAGUGCACGAACUACCUGGGAAAAGGCCUUCGACAGGGCGGCGAGUGUGUUAAGCAAGUGGCAAACAAAGUAUCUCACGACAGGGGCGAGGGUGACGAUGAUCAAUAGUUACGUGCUGCAUGUGUUCCUAUUCCAGGCGUGGGUGUACCCGCCUGAUGACCUGCUGUGGAAGAGGGUGGAGACUCUAGUGGAAGAUUUCAUUUCAGCUAAUUAUGUGGACACGGAGAAGCACUUCCGGCUCUGGAGCGGAGACCUGAUGUACGCGCCGAGAGAGCAAGGAGGCUUGGGUGUGAUAGAUCCGAAAGGAAGGAUCGACAGUGUGGUGUUGAGAUGCAUGGGGUUGGCACUGAUGCAGGGGUGUCCGGUUAGGCGCGGGGUGACUGAAAGCGUGACAGAAUUGGUGCUCGGGUGGGCGACGCUGUACGCGCACAAGGCGGUGCUCAAAGGGGGGAUGAUUAAGAGUAGGAGGUGGGCGAAGCUGUGCAAGGUGGUGCUGAAGUUGUCGGUCUGCAGGUACCAGAGGCUGAGUCGCGGUGGGAGGUAG
Molecule: messenger RNA, 1875 nt
Organism: Closterium sp. Yama58-4
Lineage: Eukaryota; Viridiplantae; Streptophyta; Zygnematophyceae; Desmidiales; Closteriaceae
Source: the annotation of a GenBank genome assembly